GCUGCAAGCGCUGCUGUUCAACAUCAAUUCUGACCAUGGGAAAGUGCAUCGACGGUGGGUCCGAACACAGGCAACUCACGCGACUAUGCAGACCACCGCCUAUCACUUCCACGGAACUGUCAUGGAACACUUCCGCAUAACGGAUCGUUAAUACCGAAAAGGGACAUCGUAAGAUAUAGUUUAACGUAGCCAAUACGGUUAUCAGUGUCGCUUACCUAAUGGCCUCUACGAACCAAGACGGAAGUGCGGAUAGCGUUUCGUGGAGACAAAUAGGCCCAACCUCGGAGCUUUCCAAGAAGCACUGCCGUUUGAUGUACUCCUCUCUCGGCCACAAGUCGGAUGUGUGCCUGUUCUAUGUGAAAGGCGAAUUCUAUGCCAUGGAUGCUCGAUGCGCGCACUCAGGCGGUCCCCUGUGUGACGGAGACAUCGAGGAUGCGGACGACGUGCUGCAGGUGUUCUGUCCAUGGCACGAUUAUGAUUUCAACCUCCGCACUGGGAAGUCCAACACGGGGCUGCAGCAACAAGUGUACGAAGUCAAACAGGAGGAUGGCAGCGUGUACGUGAAGCACUCGUCCCCUCUCGCCUUACAUCCCUUCCCAUCACAGACCUGAGCUGCUGUCAGGAGGUACGGCUGUGCCCGGGAUUGUACCUAUGGAAACGCCUGGAGCGACCCCCGGCUAUUUUUAAGAUUUAUUCUACAAACUGAAGCCAUCUGAGGCAUUCCAAGCCCCCAUCUAUUAUCUUCACAGACGUUUUCCACUAAAACCUGGCAAUGUUGUUACACUCAGGUCUUUAUUAAGAGGAUUGGCUGAAGGGGAUGUGACAUCAUCAAAUUGUUUAAGGUUUUGUGAGUUUCUUUUUCUUUGUAACAGACUGGGAAGGGAGCCAUCUUGGGCAGUAGAUGGGGAGGAAGGGGGGGGGGGGGGGGUUUGGUGCAGAUCUUGAUAACCCAUUAGACACUGAAUGGAAAGUGGGCCUUUGCCUCUGUUAAGCUUAAAAUGACAUUUUAUGUCUCUGACCUGAAGCUACAGCACAAAAUGUCAAAUAAAAACACUGUAUUUGCUGACGUGUGAACAUUGUUGCAAACUGAUGUGAUAUUAUUAUUGUCUCCAGUAAAAAAGCCUAGCUCAGCUCUGACCCUCAUCUACACUGGAGACCUUUUUAAAUACCUUGGUGAGAUCCCAGAAGAACAGCAAUGAAGGGCUCUGUAAUUAUGGUGAGGGUCCAGUACUAUGUGUUUGCACAGCCGUGUCAGCAUUUCCCUUUGGCCUAUGCACAGACAAGUUCUUCCCUCACUGACGCAAUGGCAUAGAGGAGACUGGUCAACAAGGCAUUAGUGGAGAAUCAGGACCUCAGAUUCCUCUACGGACUCAAGGGGAAAAUGUGUUAUUUUGGCUUCAUGUGUGCAUGUGUUUUUCUAUGUUAAGCUGGCAAAAAUAUUUUGGACAUAUUCUCACUACAUUUCCUCCCUCUGACAUGCAGUGUGAUCCAAAAAGAUGUCAGUGGAAGUGUGGCUCGCCAUCCCCGUUCCUCUCCCUCAGUCUCCCCUGUAGGGCGACAUUAUUACCAUAAUAUUUCCAUUGGCUGAUGGCCAGGUGUCUGUGGUGUGGACAGAGCCUUUCACUCCAUACCUUGUCAUUCAUUUUCUCUCUCUCUCACUCACUCACUGUCUUUCUGUCUCUCUGUCUCUCUCUCUCUCUCUUUGUCUCUCUCUCUCA
Molecule: messenger RNA, 1718 nt
Organism: Osmerus eperlanus (European smelt)
Lineage: Eukaryota; Metazoa; Chordata; Actinopteri; Osmeriformes; Osmeridae
Exons: 3
Coding region: 219-611 (130 amino acids)
Molecular function (GO): 2 iron, 2 sulfur cluster binding; nitrite reductase [NAD(P)H] activity
Source: RefSeq, a predicted model, not a curated record